Messenger RNA from Helianthus annuus (common sunflower), 1103 nucleotides. RefSeq names its product zinc finger protein ZOP1. Gene Ontology annotation, cellular component: nucleus; precatalytic spliceosome. Lineage: Eukaryota; Viridiplantae; Streptophyta; Magnoliopsida; Asterales; Asteraceae. Gene Ontology annotation, biological process: mRNA splicing, via spliceosome. The transcript is spliced from 6 exons. The coding region runs from base 194 to 898 and encodes 234 amino acids. The record is from RefSeq and is a predicted model, not a curated record. Gene Ontology annotation, molecular function: RNA binding; zinc ion binding.
GGGGGUUUAAAGGAGAGUUCCAUCAUGUUAGAAAAACAAAAUUCAAGUCCACUAGGGCUCAAUUCGAUUCAUCAAAUUCGAGCCCUAAAUUGCUACUCUCCUGAUCAAAAUCUACGCAAAUUGUGGAGAAAAUCGUGGGCCUUUCAAUUUCAAAAUUUGCCGGUAACUCAGACAACCGAUUCGUCUUGCAACCAUGACUGAGUAUUGGGUUAGCCAGGGCAAAAAAUGGUGCGAUUUAUGCAAAAUUUUCAUAAACAAUAGUACUUCCAGCAUUAGAAAUCAUGAGCUUGGCCAACGUCACAAAGAUAAUGUUACCAAGAGGCUUUCUAACAUGCGCGAUGAGAAAGUUGCCAAAGAUAAACAGAAAAAGGAAACUGCCCGUGUUCUCUCACAAAUUGAAGAGAAAGCAACUCGUAGUUAUCAAAAGGACAUAUCUACUGCAACUUCAUUAGCUGCUCCAGCUAGCAGUGAAGGGACAGAAUGGGAACAUGACACUUCAUCAGGUUAUUACUACUGUAAAAGUAAUGGUUGUUACUAUGAUCCAAACUCUGGCUUCUACUAUACCGAUGCUUUAGGUAAAUGGGUGACACAGGAAGAGGCUUUUGCUGCUGCGGCUAAACAUUCUUCCGGGCCCAUACAAAAGAAACCCAUGUUUGCUAAUGCUACACCAUCAUUGACUUCAACAAGUCAAAAUGACUCUAAAGUUCAGCGUUCGACUGUAAACCCCACGCGUUCUGUUAACAAGCCAUCAUCUCUUGCUAUAAACAAGAGAAAACGAGCAGAUAACAAACCGAAAGUUAUAUCUGAGGAGGAAGCAGCUGCACUCAAAGCGAGGGAAGCUGCACGGAAGAGAGUUGAGGAGAGAGAAAAAACUUCUCUUGGUCUCUAUAAACGUUGAAGUUGUGAGCUGGAAAUCUGGUGAUUCGGGAAACAAACGGCUUUGCUAAUGAUGCUGUACUUUUCUGUGACCGAUCCUUGUUUUGAAUCAUGAAGCUAAAAACGAAGACAAAUUUGUAAAAUGGAUUCAUUUCAUAGAUUCACAUCGAUCUGUUUUAUGAAAAAUCAUAAUUAUAUUUUUCCUAUAUAUUAACGGUCUUAUCAAA